AUGCGCGCACACCACCCGCUCGAAGCCGUCGCUGCCUUCACCGCGCUGCUGCUGUUCUGCUGCGCACCCGGCGCCCUCUCGGCGGCGCCGACACCGACCCCGUCGCCGUCACUGGUCCGGCCGGCGGCCACCACCGCCGCCGCGUGCCUCGAGCAGCCGUUCGAGGCCCUGUCGGGCGCGUUCAGCAUCGGCCAGGGCCAGGCGGGCGUGCCGAGCAUCGUCUUCACGCUGGGCUCGUCGGCCGAGCUCUACGCCACUGACGUGUGGGGCACGGUCGAGACCCCGCUCUCGCUGCGCACCAACAACGUGGCCCACAUGGCCGCCUCCAACGCGCAGCUGCGGGGCGCCGCGUACAGCGGGGGCAGCCUCUACUUGGUGUUCGCUCGUAACAACGUCCUCGGCCAGUCCAGCAUCUUGCAGAUUGAUCAGCCCUGGGGCGGCUCCCCAUCCUUCAAGUUCCACCCUCUGGGGUCGGUGCGAGUGUACGACGUCGUGACGAGCUCCAAGGCGCUCUACCUGCUAACCCAACCCAAGACGGUCGACUGGGAGACGCACCUGCUGCGCUUUGAUUUCGCCCGCGGCAGCUACGCAGGCGUGCGCCUGCCCUUCUCCGGCGGCAAGGUGGCGAUCACUUCGGACGAGCGUUACGUUCUGGCGGCCGGACCCAUCCGCAACGCGACGCUGUGUGGGACUGGGUGGAUGGGUGGUUGCACGCUGACCUUCACCCUCGACCCGGUCUACCUCCGCCAGCUCGACAGCGACGUCACCGUGAACGGCGGCGGGUGCGAGGUCUACGCGCUGGCGGCCACCCCCUCGAGCCAGCUCUACAUGUCGAGCUCAGGCGGCGCCUUCUGCGAUAACGCCCGCAUCACUGGCACGCUGAGCAACGCCAAGUGGGUGUUGGACUCAUACGCGGAGGACUUCUACAGGACAUCAACGUGGGCUGUGCCGGCCUUCAACUUCUGGGACGGCUUUGUGGUCCGCACUACGGCCACCGGAUUGCAGUUCAUCCUCCAGACCGACCAGCAGGUGAGCUUCGGCGCCCCCAUGCUGGUGACCGACGCCUCGCUGGGCAAAUGCCUCGUCUUCCCCGCGACGGCUUGCCAAGACGGCAACCUCUCGCUCUACACGUUCACCCUCAACCAGUUCACCGCAUCCACCGCCAGCCCCAUCAUCAGCCAGCAGUGA
This is a messenger RNA of Acanthamoeba castellanii str. Neff, 1188 nucleotides long. RefSeq lists its product as uncharacterized. The coding region runs from base 1 to 1188 and encodes 395 amino acids. Lineage: Eukaryota; Discosea; Longamoebia; Acanthamoebidae. The record is from RefSeq and is a predicted model, not a curated record. The transcript has 5 exons.